ACCAGCCCCGGGAUCGAGACCCGCGCGCCGCCGCCUCCGCCGCCGCCCGCGCCAUGGCGGCCCCGGCGCUGCCCCCGCUGCCGCCGCAGCUCAAGAGCAUCCAGCACCAUCUGCGGACUGCGCAGGAGCUGGACAAGCGCGAGCCCGUGGUGGCGUACUACUGUCGUUUGUAUGCAAUGCAGACAGGGAUGAAGAUUGACAGUAAAACGCCAGAAUGCCGUAAAUUUUUAUCCAAACUUAUGGAUCAGUUGGAAGCUAUGAAAAAGCAAUUUGGUGAUAAUGAAGCAAUUACUCAGGAAAUUGUUGGCUCUGCUCAUGUGGAGAAUUAUGCCUUGAAAAUGUUUUUGUAUGCAGACAAUGAAGACAGAGCUGGGCAAUUUCAUAAAAAUAUGAUAAAGUCCUUUUAUACUGCAAGUCUCCUGAUAGAUGUUCUAACAGUAUUUGGGGAGCUCUCUGAAGAGAAUGCCCAGCACAGGAAGUAUGCCAGGUGGAAGGCAGCAUACAUUCAUAACUGCUUAAAGAAUGGAGAGACUCCUCAGCCUGGCCCCAUUGGAAUGGAAGGAGAGAGUUUUGCAGAUGCUGAAAGGGAAGAAGCAGGGUCAUCUUCUGUCCAUAGUGGAACAGCUCCAUCAUCGUCAUCUACAUAUGAAGCUAACAACAUACCAACUAGUAAUUACACUGGCAUACAUAUACCACCAGGUGCCCAUGCACCAGCCAACACUCCAGCUGAAGUACCUCAUAACACAGGAGUGACAAGUAACACCAUUCAGCCUGCUCCUCAGAAUAUACCUCUGGUUGAUCCUUCCCUUUACAGUGCUCAGUCUGCAGGAGAAGUCCGCUUGACUCCAGAGGACUUUGCCAGAGCUCAAAAAUAUUGCAAAUAUGCUGGCAGUGCGUUGCAGUAUGAAGAUGUGAGCACUGCCGUGCAAAAUCUACAGAAGGCCCUCAAGUUACUCAUUACAGGCAGAGAAUGAAGCUUUAAUCCAACAGAUUCAUGUCUUUCGCUUAAAGAACUAACAGUUUAUUACUGUACCUGUUAGGGGAGUUACACAGACAUUCUCAAUCCCAUCACUCAUGACUAUGAAACCACUGUUUCAGUGUCAGAUUAGCAAUUAAUGGUACAGUAGGAAUCUCUGUUUUGAUUUAACAGACAGUGGAGCUUGAAACAUGAGUGCAAUGGCUUGAUGUAUGCAAAAUAUUAAAGAAAGUACUGUGAACACCACUCAAGAAUUAGAAUUCAUUUUGCAAUAUUUGGAUUAUCAGAAUUGGAAAAUGCUCACUGUAAAAAACUUGAGUAUUAGGAUGUUUUGUUAAAAUUCUUACUCCUGUUUUAUUAUUGUAAACAAUGAUUUAAUAAGUACAAUACCUUUAACAUGGUAACUAAGAUUAGUGCUUUCCUCCUGAAAUGAGAGGCUGAAUGCGAGAAGGCUGACAGGUCCACACUGGGAAGGACUUUUCUAUACAUAAAUUAUUUCAGUAUUUGUAUUAUCUGAGACAUAAGUCUAAAUUGAGAGAGUCUUGAGGACAUUUGUAUUUAAUUUGAAAAUGUUCUGGAAGAAAACAUCUAUUGAUACUUCAGAGGGAGUAAUUUUGAUGUGUUCCAAUUUAAUCCCCCACAGGUGUAUGGACUACUACAUGUAUUUUUGAUUAUUGGUUCUUGCUCCUUCUGCGUGAACACUUAAAAUUUUAUGUAUCUGUAUGGGUUAAUUAAGAGAAAAUAUUAAUAUUUAUCAACAAUGAUCCCAAAACUGGAAGCAGAGAUUCUAAUUAACUUGAACUUUCAGGGAGACUUACUGACAGAACAAAACUGUUCCAUCUUUUUAAGAGGCUGGAAAAAAAGCUUGUUCUUCAGCCAUUAAAACACUAUAGGUUCGUCUCUGGUAUUAGUGUCAUAGAGCUUUGUAUUUCCAACUAAUAUUUUUUCCUGUCUUGCUUUGUUGUGAAGACUUUUGGACUUGGGAUUUAAUUAAAAUAUCUUGGAAACUGAA
This is a messenger RNA of Onychostruthus taczanowskii (white-rumped snowfinch), 1988 nucleotides long. RefSeq names its product vesicle trafficking 1 (gene VTA1). Gene Ontology annotation, cellular component: multivesicular body. Lineage: Eukaryota; Metazoa; Chordata; Aves; Passeriformes; Passeridae. The record is from RefSeq and is a predicted model, not a curated record. Gene Ontology annotation, biological process: late endosome to vacuole transport via multivesicular body sorting pathway. The transcript has 8 exons. Bases 54 to 974 code for a protein of 306 amino acids.